AUGGAGCCGGCGGCCACCAGCAUUCAGGUGCUGCUGCAGGCGGCCGAGUUCCUGGAGCGGCGGGAGCGAGGGGCCGCCGGUGCCCGGUACCCAGCCGAGGCCGAGCACGGUUACGCCUCACGGUCCCACCGGGCCGCCGGCAGCGUCAGGUCGGUGCACAACGCGCUGGAGAAGCACAGGAGAGCCCAGCUCCGGUGCUGCCUGGAGCGGUUGAAGCAGCAGGUGCCGGUGGGCACGGGGCCGGCCCGUUCCACCACGCUGAGCCUCCUGCACCGGGCCCGGCUCCACAUCCAGAGACUGGAGGAGCAGGAGCUGAGGGCGCGGAAGGCCAAGGACCGGCUGCGGAACCAGCAGCGGAGCCUGCGGCAGCGGUUGGAGCUGCUGCUGUCGCCCACCGGCGGGGAACGGGUGCGGGCCGACAGCUUGGACUCCUCCCUGCUCUCAGAAUCAGAGGAUGUGGAGAUAGAGGUGGAUGGCACCGUGUUCGGUGGGGACCUGCUGCCCGCCUUUGGCACCGGGAGGGACCACAGCUACUCCAGCCCCUGCAGCCCCACGUCCUGAUGGCACCCGCUGCCUUCCCUGCACUGCCUGCCUGCCUCCUCCCCGCCUGCCGCUGCUGGAGACGCAGCCUCCGCCGGCCUCGCCGCGGCCGCCUGGGUAAGCGGUCACGGGUGGAGGCAAGCACCCGGCUUGGCCACCC
This is a messenger RNA of Calidris pugnax (ruff), 700 nucleotides long. It is a transcript of the gene MXD3, whose product is annotated as MAX dimerization protein 3. The record is from RefSeq and is a predicted model, not a curated record. The transcript is spliced from 5 exons. The coding region runs from base 1 to 561 and encodes 186 amino acids. Gene Ontology annotation, molecular function: protein dimerization activity; DNA-binding transcription factor activity, RNA polymerase II-specific; RNA polymerase II cis-regulatory region sequence-specific DNA binding. Gene Ontology annotation, biological process: regulation of transcription by RNA polymerase II. NCBI's taxonomy places the organism in Eukaryota, Metazoa, Chordata, Aves, Charadriiformes, Scolopacidae.